AUGUCUUCUUCUCGUGUCACUCAAUCAGCGCGAUAUCCCAUUGUCAAGCAGCCUCGUCACACUCGUGUAUGGUUGGCCUGGGACGCCUUGAGAGGUGGUAGAUUAGGGCACAAGCCUUCGUACGCUCGUUCCCAUUCCCAGCACCUCUUCUCCUAUGCACCACGAAUUUUGGGCGAAAAGGCGAGCAGCAUCUCGAAGUACACCAAACCUGGUCAACCGGUCAAGAUGACGGGCACCAAGUUACAAAGUCAUUGUGUAUCUAUUCCAGACCACAUUGUCCUCGUGACGUGUUUUCAACACGGGCAACCCCUGCUAUGUGCGAUGCUUUUGCAAAGUAUACCAUCAGCCAUCAUAACUAAGCGCACAUUAGCAUACCGACUUGUCUUUCAUUCGUGCGAAUACGGCGAAGGUUUCACCCUCGACUAUCUCAAGAACGCACAGUUUUGUGGCGACCUAUUCCAGGAGAACUCAGGCACAGGUAUUGGAAAGUUCAAGGAGAGUGGUGCAUUCUCGCCCUACUUCACGCUGGCUGAUCCUGCGACUUUAGAACACCCGUCCUGUUGGCGUGAACUGCUGUCCUGGAAGAAGGCCGAUCAUUGUUCCGCAGCCGCGUCGUGGUCCCUCUAUAUCGAGGACGCCCCUUUGCUGUUUUUCCUGUACGACGAUUUUCAUGUCAACAUUUGGCUUGUGGUAAAGUGCAUGAGAAAUCGAGCUAUACAUGUAAUACAUGCGUUCUUUGACUUCCUGACGGAUGGUUUGCACAUGUUGGAUGUCAACGAAAAACUCGGCGAGCCGUAUGCCCCGGUAGAUGGCGAGGGUAUGCGGGCUACGGGCACUGGGCAAGGCCUAUUGGGUUUUGAUAUGCAUCGAAGUUCUCCAAAGUACCAGAAGGACUAG
Messenger RNA from Suillus clintonianus, 897 nucleotides. RefSeq lists its product as uncharacterized. The coding region runs from base 1 to 897 and encodes 298 amino acids. The transcript has 12 exons. Lineage: Eukaryota; Fungi; Basidiomycota; Agaricomycetes; Boletales; Suillaceae. The record is from RefSeq and is a predicted model, not a curated record.